Messenger RNA from Penicillium antarcticum, 1224 nucleotides. RefSeq names its product putative extracellular protein. The transcript has a single exon. The record is from RefSeq and is a predicted model, not a curated record. NCBI's taxonomy places the organism in Eukaryota, Fungi, Ascomycota, Eurotiomycetes, Eurotiales, Aspergillaceae. The coding region runs from base 1 to 1224 and encodes 407 amino acids.
AUGAAGGGAACAUUCAUCCUCUCCGGUCUUUUGGCCUCCACAGUUUCUGCUCACAUGCAGCUGAGCAAGCCCUAUCCCAUCCGCAGCCCCCUGAACAAGGACGCCAAGGGCCAGAAGGACUACUCAUAUACCAACCCCCUAUCAAGCUCCGGCAGCGACUACCCUUGCAAAGGCUACGCUAAGGAUGACUUCGAGGCUGUCGACACAUGGGCCCCUGGUUCAUCCCAAGAGAUGACCCUUGAGGGCAGCGCCACCCACGAUGGUGGUUCAUGCCAACUUUCCCUGACCUACGAUCUGGGUAAGACCUUCAAGGUCAUUGAAUCCAUUGAGGGCGACUGCCCCAUUGCCAAGAAGUACCAGUUCGACAUCCCCUCCGACGCCCCGGCUGGUGAUGCCCUCUUCGCCUGGACCUGGUUUAACAAGGUCGGCAACCGUGAGAUGUACAUGAACUGCGCUAUGAUCACCAUUGGCGGCGGCGAGCGCACUGCCAAUGCUACCACCGACUCCGAGGAGAGGGCCGUUCCCAAACACAUGCUCGAGAUGGCCGCUGAUGACAAGAAGCCCGUGGCCAAGGCCAUGGAGGAGGAAGCCACCAAGGCCAAGAAUGCUCCUAUGCCCAAUGACGAUAGCACGCCUAUGGCCGAGAGCAUGCCUAAGGAUCAGACCAAGCCCAAGGGCCACACCAAGCAGACCAAGGCCGCCGACAGUUUCGACAGCCUCCCCGACCUCUUCGUCGCCAACGUCGACCAGGCUGGCAAGUGUGUCACCAUCGAGGGCGAGGCCGUCCACUUCCCCAAGCCCGGUCCUAACCUCAUCGGCAAGGCUGAUAGCAAGGGCUACAAGUGCGAGGGCAACGCCCCCUUCCUCGACACCGACAACAACACCACCAAGAACUCGACCAGCCCUGCAAGCUCUACCAGCUCUACCAACACUGCCAGCACUACCAGCACUGCCAGCUCUACCAGCACUGACAAGAAUAUGUCCAAGAUUGCCUCUGCUUUCGGUACCUCCACUGCCACCGCUGCCCGUACCCUCAACACCGAGGCCUCCACCAACAACCUGUUCAGCAACUACGUCGGCCGCUGGUCUUGCACCUCCGGCGAAAUACUCUGCUCCCCCGAUGGUAUGUCCUUCGCCCUGUGCAACUACGGCCGCCCCGUCUUCAUGGGCUCUGUCGCUGCUGGUACGUGGUGCCGUGGCGGUGCUAUCAGUGCCAGGUGGUAA